AUGGAACCUGAACAAAUUUCAGACAUAAACGAGAAUUUUAGAUCUGAAGAGACUUCAGAGAUAAUUGAUGAUCAGCAACUCAGGCAGGAUGCCGAUGUAACAUUCAUGGAACUUGAACAAAUUUUAGACGACUCAUAUGACAGUAAGGAACCUAUUUUAGAUUAA
This is a messenger RNA of Sphenostylis stenocarpa, 165 nucleotides long. The record is from the annotation of a GenBank genome assembly. Lineage: Eukaryota; Viridiplantae; Streptophyta; Magnoliopsida; Fabales; Fabaceae.